Messenger RNA from Neurospora tetraspora, 1316 nucleotides. RefSeq lists its product as uncharacterized. Bases 211 to 1059 code for a protein of 282 amino acids. Lineage: Eukaryota; Fungi; Ascomycota; Sordariomycetes; Sordariales; Sordariaceae. The record is from RefSeq and is a predicted model, not a curated record. Gene Ontology annotation, molecular function: oxidoreductase activity, acting on the CH-OH group of donors, NAD or NADP as acceptor. The transcript has 2 exons.
AUAAUAGCCGACCAUGGGGAAAUUUGGGAAUCUUCUCGUGACGGAGUGGGAAUCUAUAUAGAGAGCUUAUGUUCCCUUUUACUUAAUUGACUGUGGCCUUCGUCUUCCUUUCAGUUUCUGUGUGUUUGAUUGUAAUACCCUCUUGAUACCCAGCCACUAGCUACCCCACCAUCACAUACGCGUCCGACCAGAACGACAACAACACUCACAAUGUCUCAACCACUCAAGGGCAAGCUGGCCAUUGUUUCCGGCUCUUCUAGGGGCAUCGGCGCCGCCAUCGCCGAGAACCUCGCCUCCAAAGGCUGCGACCUCAUCCUCAACUACACCACCCCCUCCUCCGCCUCCCUAACCUCCGAGCUCUCCGACCGCCUGAACAAGACCUACUCCGUCUCCUCCGUGCCCGUCCAAGCCGACAUCGGCACCCUCGAAGGCCCCCAAGCCAUCAUCGCCGCGGCCAAGUCCGCCUUCUCCAAGUUCGAUGGCUCCCUCCAGAUCGACAUCAUCAUCAACAACGCCGGCAUCGCCCGCAACGACAUGAUCCCCAACGUCAAGGUUGAUGAUUUCACAGAAACCUACCGCGUCAACGUUCUCGGCCCCUUGCUUCUAGUCCAAGCAGCCCAGCCUUACCUCCCCAAAGACCGCUCCGGUCGCAUCGUCAAUAUCUCCUCCGUCUCCUCGUCCACAGGCUUCGUAGGCCAGUCCGUCUACGGCGGCUCCAAGGCCGCCAUCGAGGCCAUGACCCGCACCUGGAGUCGUGAGCUAGCUGAGAACUGCACAGUCAACGCUGUCAACCCGGGCCCCGUGGAGGGACCGAUGUACGCGUCCAACUCGGAGGAGUUCCUGGAGGGCAUCGAGGGGUGGAUCAAGCACACGCCGCUGAUGAAGGCGCGGGAGGAUCUGCAUGGCAAGGAGGCUGUCGAGGAGGCGAAGCAGUGGCAUGGCAGGCUGGCGAAGACGGGGGAGAUUGCGGGUGUGGUGGGCAUGUUGUGUGGUGAGGAGGCGGGGUGGUGUACGGGACAGGUUGUUUGUGCUAAUGGGGGGAUGUUGAUGUUGCAUUGAAGGGUUUAUGAAGGCGGAAGGAAGCCGUCCAUGGCUGUUGUCCAGGACCUUGACAUUUCAUAGACUUGACAUAAGCGUCCAGUAUUCAUGAAUUCGGUAAUCCGAGACAUUUCUUGACGUGGUGUUUAGAUUCCGGUCUCAGAGUCCUGUUGCCCAUGGUCGUGAAUUCGUGAAGAUGGAGGAAGAUGAAAAGGGGAGUUUGUUUGUUUUCCUCAGGGGUCAAGGCUCAAGCAGUUGGCGGAUAGCAACCGAGUUAC